CGCCUGGCCAAACCACCACUGAUGUCGCACUCUCCAUCUCCUCGUCCUGCAUCAUCAGAACCCAGUUCUCGCCAUGCUGCCUCAGCUGUUGAAAAGCAGCGCUCUCAGCUUGAUCGUCUCCUCAAGGAUCCUUCGAAGCCGGCGUACAUCCCUGCGCCGCCAAAGGAUAAGUCAAUACGACCGCCUCGGGAGAUGAUGAAGAAUGUCCAGGGUUCCAGUGCUGGUGCAGGAAGUGGGGAGUUUCACGUCUAUAAAGCGGGGAGGAGGAGGGAGUAUGAACGUCUGAAGGCGAUGGAUGAGACAGCCAAAGCCGAACAAAUUGCCGCAGAAUUUGCUGAACGCAAGCGACAGAGAGAGGAGGAGGCAGACAGCAAGACGGCCAAGAACCGUGCUAAACGUCAGAAGAAGAAGGGGCGCGGGAAGGGCAAGGCCGAUGGCGAGGGCUCAGCACCUCCAGAAAGUCAUCUUGGUUCGGCUUCGGGAACGUCUGAGGCACCUCUGAAGAAGCGCCGGCUCGUCAAUGGCGAGGAGCUUGUGUUCAAACGACCAACUGAGGAUGACGAUGAGCAGGACCAGGCUGUGGAUGCCAGUGAGCCGAAGCAGUUGGAUGUGAGCAGCCAACAAUCAGGUAAUGUCCUCGAGGAAAUGCCAGUUUCCACGACAGCCGCUCCUCGUAUCAUUAUCCACGAGGAUGAUUGACCAGUUUUCUUUAAAUUAUGAAUCCCCCUCGCGCUGUAAGGUCUCCCAAUCUCCAGAUUCGAUUGUUCGUCUGUGGUGCAGCAUUUUUCGCCUCUACAAUUCGAUUCGUCCUCCAUACAGUCACAUCGCGAUCAACUGUAUCCUCGUCCGCACAGACACCAGGGUACAGAGCAGGCUGUAUGACACCACACGAGGGCUGAGUGUCUCAGACAGCAUCUUUGACUCUACUCAGACGGCGUAUCAUGCGCAACAACACUCUGGCAGAAGUACGUAGAGAUCGUAGCCAGGUUUCAUCUGCAGUUAGCUCGUACCAUCUGUAGCUACCCAACCGGAUGGUCAAUACAUCAGCUUCAGCGUGAUUGGUCAG
Molecule: messenger RNA, 1066 nt
Organism: Stereum hirsutum FP-91666 SS1
Lineage: Eukaryota; Fungi; Basidiomycota; Agaricomycetes; Russulales; Stereaceae
Product: DUF1168-domain-containing protein
Exons: 3
Coding region: 22-699 (225 amino acids)
Biological process (GO): negative regulation of protein kinase activity
Cellular component (GO): nucleolus
Molecular function (GO): protein kinase binding; protein kinase inhibitor activity; double-stranded RNA binding
Source: RefSeq, a predicted model, not a curated record